Molecule: messenger RNA, 866 nt
Organism: Nyctereutes procyonoides (raccoon dog)
Lineage: Eukaryota; Metazoa; Chordata; Mammalia; Carnivora; Canidae
Exons: 4
Coding region: 1-759 (252 amino acids)
Source: RefSeq, a predicted model, not a curated record
AUGACUCGCGAGGGCGGGCGCGCUCCGGGCCGGGCUCCGACGGCUGCAGGGGUCCGAGGCCAGCGGAGGACGCCGCAGCAGACGCCGACGCAAACCGAGGCGGGCGCGCCGCGCGCUCUUAUAGGCCGGAGCGCCGCGCCCCGCCCAGCCCAGCCCGGAGCCAAUCGCCGCCCGCGCAUCCAGCCCGCGCCCCUGGGGGCGUCGGCACGUGAGUGGCCAGGAGGGGCCGGGGGGCGGGACCACGGGGGCCGCGCGGGGAGCCGUGCGCCCCGCGGCGCCGGCUCCCUCCGCCCAGCGGCUCUAAAACGCCCAGAAACAUGGAACUGUGGAAAGAUUCGGCCUUUCCCUUCCGACCCGUACGUCCGCGAGGUUGCGAGAGCGAGGGGAUGCAGUUGUCUUCAUGAUCUUCUACUACUUUGGGUGGAUAAGAAUCAGGUGAGACUCAUGCAAUCAACUGAAGACCUGAAUAGUUCAAAAAGACUGAAUAAGAGGGAACUUUUCCUGCCUGAAUCUCUGAGUCAGAGGAUCCAUCUUCUCCUGCCCUCCAACUGUUACGUACAUCAACCCUCCUGGUUCUCCAGCUUGCCCACUUCUCAGCCUCCAUCACCACCCCCCUCUGAAUCCAUCUUCCUGAUGCUCCAGCAGGUGGAGAGAAAAAUGAAUGAUGGCAGAACUCACAGAGAGCCAGCCCACUCUCCAAUCCACAUGGCUCCAUUUUCUCUCUUUGAUCUCACUGACAUCAAGAACACUACAUGUUAGUGAUUUAAUAAAAGAGAAAUACCUCACUCCUGUGACCCCUUUCUGCCUUUGUCCAUGGGCAGAGCUUUCUUAAGCUGAAGGCGCACUCAAAUGGAAUUGUGGAAAUA